GGGCUAUACUUUUGAUGGGCUGACGAGGCGAGGGAAUUCCGAAAUUCCAAAGGCGACUCUGAAUCUGAAAGGGGAAAAGAAAAGAGAAGAGAUCGGAAAGAGAAAGAUGCACUUAAGCGAGAAUGAAGGCAUAGAGGACAACACGUUCGUAGUUACCGGUGGACUCGGAUUUGUCGGCUCUGCUCUAUGCUUGGAGCUUGUUCGCAGAGGUGCUCACCAGGUCCGAGCCUUUGAUCUUCGACCCUCUUCUCCUUGGUCCAAUCUUCUCAAUCGCAAAGGCGUUCUCUGCGUUCAAGGGGAUGUUACCCGAAAAGAAGAUGUUGAAAGUGUCCUGCGUGGGGCGGAUUGUGUUUUCCACCUGGCCUCCUUCGGUAUGUCUGGGAAAGAGAUGCUGCAAUUUGGUCGUGUUGACGAGGUCAAUAUCAACGGGACUUGCCACAUUUUGGACGCUUGUGUUCUCCAUGGCAUCAAAAGGCUUGUCUAUGUUAGCACAUACAAUGUUGUCUUUGGCGGUAAGGAGAUUAUCAACGGAAACGAGACUUUGCCUUAUUUCCCAAUCGAUGACCAUGUUGAUCCAUAUGGGCGCAGUAAAUCAAUAGCUGAACAGUUGGUUCUAAAGAACAAUGGCCGCCCUUUUAGGAAUGGGAAUGGGAGUUUUUACACCUGCGCCGUGCGUCCAGCUGCAAUCUAUGGGCCAGGUGAAGAAAGGCACCUUCCAAGGAUCAUAACCAUGGCAAAGUUGGGUCUGUUGCUAUUCAGAAUCGGCGACCAUAGUGUCAAGUCAGAUUGGGUUUAUGUGGACAAUCUGGUACUUGCUCUUAUACUGGCAAGUAUGGGACUUUUAGAUGAUAUUCCUAGAAAAGGAAAGCACCCUAUCGCUGCUGGCCAGUCAUACUUUGUAUCUGAUGGUUCUCCGGUUAAUACUUUUGAAUUCAUUCAACCUCUUGUUAGAAGCUUGGGCUAUGAACUACCAAAGACUUCCUUAUCUGUGGAUCACGCUCUUUUGCUUGCAAGGUUUUUCUGGGGACUCUAUACAAUCUUAUACCCGUGGCUGAACCUGCGGUGGCUUCCUCAGCCACUUAUCCUUCCGUCUGAAGUACACAAGGUGGGGGUUACCCAUUAUUUCUCCUACCUUAAAGCCAAGGAGGAAAUUGGUUAUGUUCCCAUGGUUACUCCUCGAGAGGGGAUGGCUUCAACCGUAUCAUACUGGCAAGAGAGGAAAAAGAUAUGGCUAGAUGGGCCAACAAUCUACACAUGGCUAUUUGUUGUCCUUGGAAUGAUCUCACUAUUCUGUGCUGUGUGCUUGCCCGACGUAGGAUUUGUGCCACAUCUCAGAUCCCUCACCGUUUUCAUAUUGCGCUCAAUGUGGUGCGCCAAGCUGGUGUUUUAUCUAGCCGUAGCUGCGCAUGUUUUUGAGGCCUUUUAUGCUUGGAACCUGGCCAAAAGGGUGGACCCUGCAAAUGCAAAGGGUUGGUUCUGGCAGACUUUAGCCCUUGGGUUCUUUUCGUUGCGUUUUCUGUUGAAGAAAGCAAGGAAAUAACCUUUGAGUUCUACUUUUCGUUGCGUUUUCUGUUGGAUAAAACAAGGAAAUAAGCUCGGACAUCCUUAUAUGCCCUCACUGAUAAAUUCUUACUGCAGGUAAUACACUAGGCCGGUAAGGCCCAGCCCUUUUUUUGACGGGUUUGGGAUGACAAAAUGCCAACCCGCUAUCUAGAGCACUUUGCUACAGGCUAACCCCCGGGUUGGGGAAAUAGCCCACUUUUUUCUUUUAAAAAAAAUAAUUUUCAUGUAUUUCCCAAUAUAACAUAGUUAGAGGAUUUUGUCUUUCAAAUUUUACGUGCACAUUGUCCCAUUCAUGUAAUUAUAUAUAUAAUUAAACACUAUAUAUAUGUAGUUUAAAGAGUAUUGUUUAUCUUUUAUUUUUUA
Neltuma alba is the source of this 1926-nucleotide messenger RNA. Its product is annotated as short-chain dehydrogenase/reductase family 42E member 1. NCBI's taxonomy places the organism in Eukaryota, Viridiplantae, Streptophyta, Magnoliopsida, Fabales, Fabaceae. The transcript has 5 exons. The coding region runs from base 107 to 1540 and encodes 477 amino acids. Gene Ontology annotation, molecular function: oxidoreductase activity, acting on the CH-OH group of donors, NAD or NADP as acceptor. Gene Ontology annotation, biological process: steroid biosynthetic process. The record is from RefSeq and is a predicted model, not a curated record.